This is a messenger RNA of Pantherophis guttatus, 2323 nucleotides long. The record is from RefSeq and is a predicted model, not a curated record. Lineage: Eukaryota; Metazoa; Chordata; Lepidosauria; Squamata; Colubridae.
GCUUGCUGCAGGUGAAGAGGAAACCGAUCGGAGCUGUCGGGUUGGUCACGUGGCCGCGGGUGCGGGUUUAAAGCAACAGGUUUUUAUGCCUGGCAGUUGCUGCUUGAAUUCAGGAAGAAUCUGAGGUUGGCGUCAUGGUGGACUCGCACUACGUCUUACCCAACGACAUUGGGAUCGCGACGUUGGAUUGUGCCGAAGCGUUUGAGCUGUUGUCCCCGGAAGAGAAACUCUAUGCUCAUUACUUGUCACGAGCUUGCUGGUAUGGGGGACUGGUAGUCCUGUUGCAAACGUCCCCGGAAUCUCCUACCAUUUACGUCCUCCUCUCCCGCAUCUUCCGAACCCAGGACCCGAGUAAGUUACAAGAGGUGGCCCGUUCGCUCGGCAUCACAGAUGAAGAAUAUCAGGCCUUUCUGGUUUACACGGCGGCCAUUUAUGCCAACAUGGGCAAUUACAAGUCCUUCGGUGACACCAAAUUUGUUCCCAGCCUUCCCAAGGAAAAACUGAAGAAGCUGGUGUGGGCGAGCCAGGCGUUUUUGCAAAACCCGAAAGAGAUGGAAGCUUUGUGGGAGAGCUGCGAGAAGCUAAUGUACUCGCUGGAGCCCCUUCAGAGGCAUUUAGGGCUCAGUGGGGAGGGGGUUUCGACGUACUUCUCUGCAAAUUGUUCCAUGGAAGAUGCGAAGCUGGCUCAGAAAUUCCUGGAUUCUCAGAACAUAAGCGCAUACAACACCCGGCUAUUUAAAACAGAAACCGGAGGGAAAACCAGUUACGAAGUCCGUCUGGCUUCAGUCCUUCUGGAUGAACCCCAACUUGAUGAGAUGUCGGUCAAACCGAAGGAAUUCCAGUUUGAGGGUUGCACGUUUACCGUCACGCGAGGGGAUUACAGCCCGAUUUUGCAGAGGGUUGUGGAGAAUUUGCAGAAAGCGCAGCAACAUACUGCCAGGCCCAUUCAGACGGAAAUGUUGAAGCACUACACAACCAGCUUCAAGCAGGGCUCCAUCCCAGCUCACAAAGAGGGGUCUCGCUGCUGGAUUCGCGACAAAGGUCCUAUCGUGGAAAGCUACAUUGGUUUUAUUGAGAGCUACCGAGACCCGUUCGGUUCCCGGGGAGAGUUUGAAGGUUUUGUGGCUGUGGUGAACAAAGCGAUGAGCGCCAAGUUCGCACAGCUAGUGGCCCAGGCCGAACAGCUCUUGGAAGAACUGCCUUGGCCUCGUAGCUUCGAGAAGGACCACUUCCUGAAGCCGGAUUUCACUUCCCUCGAUGUGCUGACUUUCGCAGGAAGUGGGAUUCCUGCCGGCAUCAACAUCCCGAAUUAUGAUGACAUCCGCCAGACGGAAGGAUUCAAGAAUGUCUCGCUGGGGAACGUGCUGGCGGUCGCUUAUGCCACCCAAAAGGAAAAACUGACUUUCCUGGCAGAAGAGGACAAAGAUCUCUACAUCCAGUGGAAAGGACCUUCUUUCGAAGUCCAAGUUGGCCUCCACGAACUUCUCGGUCACGGCAGCGGGAAGCUGUUUGUCCAGGAUGAUUCGGGAGCUUUCAACUUUGACAAGGCUGCCGUGAUCAACCCGGAGACGGGAGAAUUGAUUCGGAGUUGGUACCAAGGGGGCGAGACCUGGGACAGCAAAUUCUCCAGUGUGGCCUCAAGUUACGAAGAGUGUCCAGAAUGCGUGGGUCUCUACCUCUGUUUGAACAAGAGCUUUGUCAGGAUCUUUGAACUGAAUGGGGAAGAUGCCGAAAAUGUGAUCUAUAUUAAUUGGCUAAAUAUGGUCCGGGCGGGACUUCUGGCUUUGGAAUUCUAUACCCCCGAAUCUGGGACUUGGCGCCAGGCUCACAUGCAAGCCCGCUUCGUGAUUUUAAGAGUGCUGCUGGAGGCUGGCGAGGGACUGGUGUCCCUGCACCACACCACGGGGACCGACGGCAAACCCGACGCGGUUGUCUUGCUGGACCGCACCAAGAUCACCACCGUGGGAAAACCAGCUCUGGAACGUUUUCUCCGGAAGCUGCAAAUCCUGAAAUCGACCGCCGACGUCGAAGGCGGCCGGAAGCUUUAUGAAGCUUAUUCAGCCAUGACAGACGACAAACCGGAACGCUUCCGAAGCUUACGUGACACGGUGCUUUUACGCAAGGAAGCACGGAAGCUCUUCGUCCAAGCCAACACCACGCUGCAGGGUGGCAAAGUCCGACUGACUCAGUACGAUUCCAGCGCCGGGGGCCUGAUCCGUUCCUUCUCCGACCGCUUCUCCGAAGACGCCGAGAUCCUCGAGCGGGAAUUGCUGGAGCUGACUCGCACAGAUGCUCAUUUUUGGGAAAGUUAAGGCUAUAGGGC